AUGUUCGCGAAAUUGUUGAUUGUCUGCUUGUUGGCCGCGGUGGCGAUGUGCCUCGAGUACCCUCCCGGUGUAAACCCAGCGCUAUGCCCCAACUACCCGUACUGCGAUGCCGGUAUGGGCCCACGGUUCACCAUUGACGGACAACCCAUACCUGAGUGGGUAUACAACCCUAGCGUUCUACCAGUUGCACCUUUGGACCCUGCUGUUGUCGCUGCCCCCCAGUAUCCCGCCAACUUCCCCGCUACAUUCUGCCCGAACUACCCUUACUGCUUUUGA
Messenger RNA from Diatraea saccharalis (sugarcane borer), 276 nucleotides. Lineage: Eukaryota; Metazoa; Arthropoda; Insecta; Lepidoptera; Crambidae. The record is from the annotation of a GenBank genome assembly.